AUGGGCAUCCGUCGCACAAUGGCUCACCAUUUGCCCACCCAAAUACGCCGUUUUUGCAGGCGCAACUCGACUUUCGUUUUGGCCAAUUUGCUGGCUGCUGCUUUAGUCUGGUCGGCAUACACUAACGGCUACGUGGAGGAUAUUCAAGAGACGUUUUUUGACACCAGAGAUUAUGAAAAUACCGAAGCCCCUGGAGCAUUUGAACAUGGAGCGAAGCACUCAAAACUGCAAGAUACCUACAGCUAUGAACCAGAAGAUGAUUCAAACCCACUGCCAUCUCGCGAAGACUAUCAGUUGGAAGUGCGUCCAGUCCCAGUUCAGCCCGUCGCCGCUCAGCAAAUUCAGCAGGCCGCAGCGCCCGCUCCCGCCGUUCCUGCAGCUCCAGCGGCAGCGCCUGUAGCUCCAGCCGCGGCGCAACCGGUUAACAACGCUGCACCAAUGUAUGAACAAGUACCGGCACAACCAGCAGUCGUGGAAGCAGUCGUAAAGAAAGCCUCAGCAACUGGCUGGAUCGACCCUCCGAAUCGAGGACCACCGGCAGUGGGAGAGGCAAAUACACCGCCACCAAGCUCGUUUCAGGAAAAUUUACCGGACAUUUCAAAUGCUGAUAAAUCUAUCAAACCACCACUCAAGGAUUUCAGUCAAUAUCAGUUUGCAACCAACUUUGACAGGCCGAUUCCAAACGAACAAUUUAUCUUCCACAACAAAUUGCCCAAAGCCGGAUCUUCCACGAUGAACAACAUUCUUAUCAUGUUGGGGCGAAAGAACAGAUUCAACUACCGCAAAUUGAACCCGCAUAACCUCGAAGGUGACGGUCUAACUGCUGAAGGCCCGCUCGUCAAUUUCGUCAAAAACAACGUCACUUCUUGGCCGUUUCUGCUUCUGAAGCAUCACUUGCCUAUGGAUUUUGAAAAGUACAACAUUCAGCAGCCGACGUAUAUAAAUGUCAUCCGAGAUCCGGCAGAUUGGUUCCAGAGCCAUUACUAUUUCGAGCGAUUUGGAUGGACUAGAAAAGAGGAUGACAGAGGAAGCUUCAAUGGAAGUGAGGAGGACAAGCAAAGAACAAUCGACCAAUGCGUCGAGCAGAAAAACGAUCAGUGCAUGGACCCAAUCACUUGGAAAUACAUCGAGUUCUUUUGCGGCAACGCGUUUCCCUGCAAUUCGCGCUCUGGAAAAGAAGAAGUGACAAAGCAAGCGAUGAUGAAGGCGAUGCACAACAUUGAACACAAUUUCUUCGCCGUUGGUGUUUUGGAACAAUUCGACGAUACAUUGAAGCUCUUUGAAAAAAUGCUCCCGAGAUUUUUUACCGGCGCUACGGAAGUUUAUCAUUCUGACAGAAUCGCGGAAAAGCGAGCUGCAACAAAAACAGUUGGCGCUGUUCCAAUGAACAACGCUACUCGCCACUUUUUCGCUACGGGCCCGCUUCGCUACGAAUACCAGCUCUACGCCUUUACGCGGCAACUAUUCAACGAGCGCCUCAAACGAGCUGGAAUCCAGUCGGUAGCCAGUCCUUAUGGAGUGCCUCCGGUUAAUUAA
Messenger RNA from Oikopleura dioica, 1536 nucleotides. The record is from the annotation of a GenBank genome assembly. Lineage: Eukaryota; Metazoa; Chordata; Appendicularia; Copelata; Oikopleuridae.